AUGGGAAUGAAAGCUGUACUUAAGACCGUUCGUCAACAUAUCGAUGCAAAAGAAUUCAAGAAAGCAAGGGACAUUAUAGAGGAUCUGUUGAAGCAGGAUGUAUCUGAUUAUUUGUUAUUCGUCUUCGCGGCAAUUACAAAUGGGGAAAUUGGGAAUGAUUGCCAGGCUAUUAGUUAUUACAAAAAGGCAGCCGAACUUGAUCCAGAGAAGCCUUUGGCAUGGCAAGGAUUGUAUAAACUUUAUGAACAAGGGAAGUAUGUUGAUUUGGAGCAAGUCGUAAUAGUAAUCCAAAAUCUGUUACGCAUUCCUGGGAUGGCUCCAGAAAAAGUUUGUGUGUAUGAGAAAGAAUUGGGUUCUAUUUUACUGAAAUUGAAAAGAUUUGAUGAAGUUUUUUCAAAUACCGACCGAUUAAAUGAUGCUGAAUUUUGUUAUGAAGCACUUAAGGCGAUAUUGUCCGCUGAUGACUCAAAUGGUAACCAGGAAAUUUGGAUAGAACAGUGUUUAACUAGAAUCGAUAGUGGCAAACUGGACUGUAAAAUUCACCAGAAAUGUGCACUGUUGCGUUGUUCUUGGGCAAAGACAAUGGAAGAAAUACGGAAUGUAUUAAGCCAGCAUGUUAGAUACAUUCCACUCGAUGAUGGAUGGCUAACUAAUUUAUUGCGAUACUUCGUUAUUAUCUCCUAUUUGGAGCUACGUCACGUAGAACCUUCGAGCGGUAUUGUCGACAUGUUGGAAAAUGCAGUAGGGAAAGAAACAGAAUUCGAACUUCUGCUUGGAUACAUUGAGAAGGAACAAACGUCAUUAUCGAUCAAAAAUAUUGAUGAAAAUUUGAGGAACGAUAGAUGCAAAUGGCCGUAUAUUGGUUUAGCCAUCCCACUAUUGCUCUUUCAAGAACGAUAUGAGCAAGUUUUGUCUCUUUUGGAUGUAACAAUCCCGCACUUACAUCCCGCAAUUACUAAAGCUUUAAGUGAUGAAAUUUUCUGUGCUAAAUGUGAAGCACUGUACGGUAUUCAUAACGACAGCGCAUUGGCGCAAUUAAAUUUAUUGUUGACUGAUUGUUCAGACAAAGCAAGAUCUUUAGCUGAAAAUGCUUCAAAAAUCAGUCCGUCAUGGCAGCGGUUACUGGUUCUUGGCGAAAUUUGUUUGAAAUUGAACAUCGAAGAUGCGUUUGCUACGUCAGCUCUCGUGAAGGCAGCGAAGCUGAAUCCAUACAGCAGCAAAGUUUUCUUUUUUUUGGGAUUGAGUUUGAAGACAAAAAAUCGAAUCAAAGCUAUAGCUUGUUUGGAAAGAGCAGCGAAGAUUCGUCCGCAAGAUGCGAAGCUAUUAGACGAACUACUUACUUUGGAAGAUCGCAAUGAAGAAGCGCUUAGGCACAUAUUGCAAUAUUCAAAAAUUGUUCCCAAAGACCUUUGGGCAAGGAAAAGAUUGGCUUUACUGGAGCUGCAAAGUGGAAAUAUUGAUGCAGCAAUUGAUCAAAUGCAACACUUUGUUGCAUUUGAUAAGACAGAUGCUAGCAUUUGGACUGCACUAGGAGAUGCUUAUAAAAAGCGCGGAAAUUACCAAAGUGCUAUCAAAGCUUUCAAGGAAGCAAUAGAUCUUGAAUCAGACAAUGAAAUUGCUCAAAUUCAGUUCAUACAAAUAUGCCAAGUUACUGGCCAGUUGGAAGAAGCAAUUGAACAAUGUUUGAAAUUGGUGAAACGUGUUGAAAGUGGCCAAAGCAACACAAAUUGUGUAUAUCUGUUAUAUGCCGAAUCCAUUCUGAAACUAGCUCAAAAAUCAGCUUACUCUUUGCAAUUUGGCCUCUUAAAUAAAUUUUUCGGCUUGAUCGGAAAAGUUUUUGAUCGGAAUCCAGGAUUCAUAUUACCCUUCAAACUUGCUGCUGAUGCACUUUUGUUAACAUCGAAGUAUCACGCCGAUACUUUCCAACAUUUUGAAUUUCCUAAAACAUGGAAAAUUGAGUCAGUGCCGGAUGCUGUUGAAUUAGCUGUUCGUUUUUAUUGUUUCAUGGUAAAAACAUAUCCGAACUGGGCUAGUGCCUGGAAUGAUUUGGGUGUUGCCUUGCUACGGAAAUGCCAACUGACGGGAGAUAACUCCGGAUAUUCGAACCUUGUCGAGUGUUUUAAACGUGCCAUCAAACUUUGCUUAUCGAAAACAACGAAAUCGAUGUAUUGGACAAAUCUUUCGGAAGCAGUUGGAUUUUUAGGGAAUGCUUUAACAGUACAACAUUGCCUUAUACGGGCCUUGCAGUUGAACAUAAGAAACGAUACUGCUUGGUUUUUACUUGGCUUAUUGUACCUAAAGUUCAAUCAGUAUGAUUUAGCACGACAUGUUCUCAAUAUGGCUCAGAAAAUCAAUCCCGAAUCAGCAGAAAUUUGGUGUGUUUUGGCAACAAUGGCAGAAGCAGAAAACCAUUAUGAUACAAUGGAUUUAUAUAGACAUUCGUUAACGCUGAGGCCAACUGAGCUGGCAGUGAAAAAAUAUACAAAUUAUUUGAUGAAAAAUUUAGCCGAAGGUAAACAAUCUGAUGAUGCAACAAUGUUUGAUUUUGAAUCCGUUCACGAAAUUAUUGGUAUAAGUAAGCGCACUGAUGAAUUUAUUUUCUUUGUAAGCUUAUUGGCUGAACAUUUCUGGUAUAUGGAUUAUGCGAUGCAUUAUAUCACUUGUUGCCAUGACUGGCCAAAUGAAGAUAUUAGCAAAUUGCAUAAACAGCGAAUAGCAUUACGAAGUGGUAAUCAACAUUUGUUGGAAAAAGCAGAUUCAAUCCAAAAUUUGUAUGUUCUAUAUUCAUCGACUACACUCGAGAUCUAUGAAAAGUUAUUGCACGAAUGUUCGAUUUAUGCGCACCUUUUUUCCACUCUCGAACUAAAUGAUGUUGACCGCUUUCGUGCAAUUUUGAUGGAUUUGAAAAAUAAAAUACAAAUUCCUCUUUUUAUUGCUGCUGUUCUUUAUUUCCAGAAAAAAUUAAGUGAUGAUUUCGUCAGUGUCCUGCGUGACGUAAGGCCACGUCAUCAGAUUGUCCUCGUUUAUCCUGCUUGUAAGCAGUACGAUGAAAAUGAUGAAUUUUCGUAUAAUAUAAGCGAAGAGUUGAACGAAAAAACUAUUGUACGAUAUGAUAAUAUGUCAAAGCGACUAUGCGACUUGUUGGCAUUACGCGUUGAACAGUACCAUGCAACGACCAGCAUUGGAACAAAUUGA
Cercopithifilaria johnstoni is the source of this 3195-nucleotide messenger RNA. NCBI's taxonomy places the organism in Eukaryota, Metazoa, Nematoda, Chromadorea, Rhabditida, Onchocercidae. The record is from the annotation of a GenBank genome assembly.